This is a messenger RNA of Phyllopteryx taeniolatus (common seadragon), 1798 nucleotides long. RefSeq names its product peptidylprolyl isomerase (cyclophilin)-like 4 (gene ppil4). The transcript is spliced from 13 exons. Gene Ontology annotation, molecular function: peptidyl-prolyl cis-trans isomerase activity; RNA binding. Gene Ontology annotation, biological process: protein peptidyl-prolyl isomerization. Gene Ontology annotation, cellular component: nucleus. Lineage: Eukaryota; Metazoa; Chordata; Actinopteri; Syngnathiformes; Syngnathidae. The record is from RefSeq and is a predicted model, not a curated record. Bases 116 to 1528 code for a protein of 470 amino acids.
CAUUUUAAUUCUGGUGAGCCGCAAUGGUUCGCAAAUCUUUUACAAGGAAGUAGAAACUGCGCAUGCGUGUGAAACUGGCAACUCAUUUUCUUCUCGCGAGAUCACACAAGUUGACAUGGCGGUCCUCCUUGAAACGACGCUCGGCGAUGUUGUGAUUGAUUUAUUCACAGAAGAAAGGCCGAAAGCUUGCCUCAACUUUCUGAAAUUAUGCAAGAUUAAAUACUACAACUACUGCCUUAUCCACAAUGUACAGAGAGAUUUCAUCAUCCAAACUGGGGACCCCACUGGGACGGGUCGAGGUGGAGAGUCACUCUACUGCAAACUGUACGGGGACCAGGCCCGGUUUUUUGAUUCAGAGAAAGCACCACGUAUUAAACACAGAAAAAAGGGGGCAGUGUCUAUGGUUAACAAUGGGAGUGACCAGCAUGGUUCACAGUUCCUUAUUACCACUGGCGAAAACCUGGAUUACCUUGAUGGUGUGCACACUGUUUUUGGGGAAGUGUCAGAGGGAUUGGAUGUUGUGGCUAAAAUCAAUGAGACAUUUGUCGACACAGACUUUGUCCCAUUUCAGGACAUCAGAAUAAACCACACUGUGAUCCUUGAUGACCCAUUUGAUGAUCCUCCAGAUCUCUCAGUGCCUGAUCAGUCUCCUGAUCCCACCAAAGAGCAGCUAGAUAGUGGCCGGAUUGGAGCAGAUGAAGUCAUAGACAAUGCAGAUGGGAAAGCAGCUGAAGAAGUGGAGGAGAGGCUUAAGGAGAAAGAAGCCAAAACCCGUGCCAUCCUGUUGGAAAUGGUGGGCGACCUCCCUGAUGCAGAUGUAAAGCCUCCAGAGGAUGUGCUAUUUGUGUGCAAACUAAACCCAGUGACCACAGAUGAGGAUCUGGAAAUCAUCUUUUCUCGCUUUGGACACAUUAAAACCUGUGAAAUCAUUCGUGACUGGAAGACAGGAGAUUCCCUCUGUUAUGCUUUCAUUGAAUUUGAGAAGCAAGAAGACUGUGAAAAGGCCUACUUCAAAAUGGAUAAUGUGCUAAUAGACGAUCGACGCAUUCAUGUCGACUUCAGCCAGUCUGUGUCAAAGAUCAAAUGGAAAGGGAAAGGCGGAAAGUACACCAAAGAAGACUUUAAGGCUUAUGAGAACGACUUGGAGAAGCGAUCCAAACUGACUCUGAAAGAUCAAGUGAAGCCCAAACAAGAUUCCCGAUAUGACCUACUGUUGGAGGAAGAGGAGGUGCCGGGACGACAUCACUCUGAGAAAAAACACAAAGAUAAGAGACAUCAUCAACAUUAUCAUCAUUCCGAUGCAGAGGGAAGCAAGAAGUCCAAAAAGCACAAGGACGACGAAGUCAGCCGACGGGACAGGAAGUCAGACCGGCAGCGCUCCCACUCACGUUCCCGCUCCAGAGACAGGGACCACAAGCAUGCCAAGUCCCGGGAAAAACAUGGGAAAGAGGGCCAGGUCAGGAGUCAAAGGAGUCGCAGUCGUUCGCCCAGGAAGUCGAAGGACAAAGACAGAAGCAGAUACAGAUGAAGAGCAUGUUUCAUCUGUCCUCAUAAUAGAGCAGUGAAAACUAUUCUACUGCCUCUUCUGUAUGUCAUAUUGUCUUAAAAAAUGAACACACUUUUCAUGAGACCUCUCCAUAGACUACUUUCAAGUAGGUAGUGUGUCCCUUAAGCUACAGUACACUAUAUGAACAAAAGUAGUGGGACACUUGGACAAUGUGUUUGCCCAUUUCAACUGUAAUAGCUACAUCAUGUGAUGAAAGUCUACUGAAAUAUAAAAUCUGAUCGUGCAAUUGUC